AUUCGUCAUAUGUGUGCGACCGCCGGCAAGAGGGGGCUGAGGGGUCGCAGCGAGCGCAGGCCGGCGGCAUGGCAGCGGCGCGCUACCUCCGGCUGUGGCGCUGCUGGCGGCCGGGGCUGCUCGGGGGCCUCGCCCCGCUGGCUCCGGCUCGUCGGCGGGUGUACGCGGCUCGCUCCGCCGCCGCCUCCCCGUGGGCUCCGCGGGGCCCGGCCCCGUCUCCAGCUCCCCUGGCCGGUCUCGGCGUCGGCCCCCGGCGACACCUGCGUGGCCCGGGCAGCCUGGGCGGCGGGGACGAGCUCGCGGGCGGCGGAGCCGAGGAUGGGGGCGGUAGUGGAGCCGAUCCCGCCGGGGCCCCCCCGGCCAUGACGGCGCUGACCCCGCUGCUCAUCCCGGAGCGCUUCCCCGACGUGCCGCUCAUCGCCGUGACGCGCAACCCCGUCUUCCCGCGCUUCAUCAAGAUCCUCGAGGUGAAAAAUAAGAAGCUAGUGGAGCUGCUGAGGAGAAAAGUUCGCCUUGCCCAGCCUUAUGCUGGUGUCUUUUUGAAGAAAGAUGACAACAAUGAAUCUGACGUGGUGGAAAACCUGAAUGAAAUCUACCAGACAGGAACUUUUGUCCAGAUCCAUGAAAUGCAGGACCUUGGAGACAAGCUGCGCAUGAUUGUCAUGGGGCACCGAAGAAUUCGUAUAAACAAGCAACUAGAGGUUGAGCCUGAGGAAUCUGAGUCUGAGAACAAACACAAAGCAAGAAGGAAGCUGAAGCGCUCCAAGAGAGAGGCUGAAGAAGAGGAGGGACCAAAGGACCAAACUGUGGAGCUGGUGCUAGAACCUGUGGCUGCCUCACCAGAAGAAGUGCUCAUGGUAGAAGUGGACAAUGUUGUCCAUGAAGAUUUUCAGAUCACAGAAGAAGUUAAAGCGCUUACUGCAGAAAUUGUCAAAACAAUCCGGGACAUCAUUGCCUUGAACCCUCUCUACAGAGAGUCUGUGCUUCAGAUGAUGCAGGCAGGGCAACGAGUGGUAGAUAAUCCAAUCUAUCUGAGUGACAUGGGUGCAGCGUUAACAGGGGCAGAGUCGCACGAGCUGCAGGAUAUCCUGGAAGAAACCAAUAUUCCCAAACGGCUUUAUAAGGCCCUCUCUCUCCUGAAGAAAGAGUAUGAGCUGAGUAAACUCCAGCAGCGUCUUGGACGGGAGGUUGAGGAGAAGAUCAAGCAGACUCAUCGCAAGUAUCUUCUCCAAGAGCAACUGAAGAUUAUCAAGAAAGAGCUAGGCCUAGAGAAGGAGGACAAAGAUGCCAUAGAGGAGAAAUUCCGAGAGCGGCUCAAGGAUCUGGUAGUGCCAAAACAUGUCAUGGAAGUGAUUGAUGAAGAGCUGAACAAACUUGGUUUGCUGGACAAUCACUCCUCAGAAUUCAAUGUUACCCGGAACUACUUGGAUUGGCUGACAUCCAUCCCAUGGGGUAAAUGCAGCGAGGAGAACCUGGAGCUAACCAGAGCUCAGGCAGUUCUGGAGGAGGAUCACUAUGGAAUGGAUGACGUCAAGAAGCGAAUUCUGGAAUUCAUAGCAGUCAGCCAACUGCGAGGAUCAACCCAAGGGAAGAUUCUUUGUUUUUAUGGCCCUCCAGGGGUUGGCAAGACCAGCAUUGCCCGCUCCAUCGCUAGAGCCUUAAACCGAGAGUAUUUCCGCUUCAGUGUUGGAGGAAUGACUGAUGUGGCAGAAAUCAAAGGGCACAGGAGGACGUAUGUUGGAGCAAUGCCAGGGAAAAUAAUCCAGUGCCUAAAAAAGACCAAGACAGAAAACCCCCUGAUCCUGAUUGAUGAGGUGGAUAAAAUUGGGCGAGGCUAUCAAGGUGACCCAUCCUCAGCCCUUCUAGAGCUGCUGGACCCAGAACAGAACUCUAACUUCUUGGAUCAUUACCUUGAUGUUCCUGUAGAUUUAUCAAAGGUGCUCUUUAUUUGUACUGCCAAUGUGACAGACACCAUCCCAGAGCCGCUGCGGGACAGAAUGGAAAUGAUCAAUGUGUCAGGAUAUGUCGCACAAGAGAAACUUGCAAUUGCAGAGAGGUACUUGGUCCCUCAAGCACGUGUCCUGAGUGGUUUGGAUGAAAACAAGACCAAGAUCUCAUCAGAUGUGCUGACUGUUCUCAUCAAGCAGUACUGCAGGGAGAGUGGAGUGAGGAACCUGCAGAAGCAGGUGGAGAAGGUAUUAAGGAAAUCUGCCUAUAAGAUUGUCAGUGGAGAAGCAGAAACAGUUGAGGUAACCCCUGAAAACUUGCAGGACUUUGUUGGCAAGCCCAUCUUCACUGUGGAUCGGAUGUAUGACCUCACUCCUCCUGGAGUGGUGAUGGGCCUGGCCUGGACAGCUAUGGGAGGUUCCACUCUAUUUAUUGAAACAUCCCUGCGGCGACCCAAAGACAAGGAAAACAAGGAUGGGUCCCUUGAAAUAACAGGACAACUGGGAGAUGUGAUGAAAGAGAGUGCCAAAAUAGCUUACACAUUUGCACGAGCUUUCCUGAUGCAGAAGGAACCCACAAUUGACUUUCUGGUGACCUCCCACAUCCAUUUGCACGUGCCAGAGGGAGCAACUCCAAAGGAUGGACCAAGCGCAGGAUGUACCAUAGUAACGGCCUUACUGUCAUUGGCCAUGAAUCGUCCAGUGAGGCAAAACAUGGCCAUGACUGGUGAGGUGUCAUUAACUGGAAAGAUUCUUCCUGUUGGUGGAAUCAAGGAGAAGACUAUUGCAGCCAAGCGAGCUGGUGUUACCUGUAUAAUUCUCCCAUCAGAGAACAAGAAGGAUUACUAUGACCUUGCUGACUUCAUUACAGAAGGACUAGAAGUGCAUUUUGUUGAGCACUACAACAAAAUAUUUGACAUAGUGUUUCCAGAACUUGAUACCCCUGGAGGAUGACUGACAUGAACCGUUUGUACUGAGAAGGGGUCUGUCCCUGACUGCUCUACACUACCCCAAAAGCAAGAUGUUCUGGAGCAUAAAUAUUGCUGCUGCGCAGCCACUGAAAUUGAUUAUGGCUUAAUUUACUACUGCCUUGGCAUUUCCCACUUAGGUUUACAGAUUUGAAUUAUGACCUGAUUAAAAUAUUUCUAGUAAGA
Mauremys mutica (yellowpond turtle) is the source of this 3100-nucleotide messenger RNA. It is a transcript of the gene LONP1, whose product is annotated as lon peptidase 1, mitochondrial. The transcript has 18 exons. Gene Ontology annotation, cellular component: mitochondrial matrix. Lineage: Eukaryota; Metazoa; Chordata; Testudines; Geoemydidae. Bases 69 to 2900 code for a protein of 943 amino acids. The record is from RefSeq and is a predicted model, not a curated record. Gene Ontology annotation, molecular function: single-stranded DNA binding; ATP binding; serine-type endopeptidase activity. Gene Ontology annotation, biological process: protein catabolic process; mitochondrion organization; chaperone-mediated protein complex assembly.